Molecule: messenger RNA, 1436 nt
Organism: Xylaria bambusicola
Lineage: Eukaryota; Fungi; Ascomycota; Sordariomycetes; Xylariales; Xylariaceae
Exons: 1
Source: RefSeq, a predicted model, not a curated record
CGCGACUCUUCCACCAGCUAUUCAAUACCAUAAAUCCCUACAUAGGUACUUAAGGUACUACCUACCUAGGUUGGAGGCACACUUCCACAUAAGAUAACAUGGGAAUAUUCGUAAUCAUGUCUUUUAUUUGGCGUAUAUGGGAUAGCGUUGUCAAAUGCCAGAGCUUCCAGCCAGUCCUGGAGGUUUCUAUGCAAGAGCUGCAAGUUACGAUGCAUCACUCGUCCGUUUGGCCUCAAUUUGGUCACGCUACCCAGCCAUGGAUUGAAUACCGUUUCUAUGCGGCCCUCUAGUAUUGGGAGGUGAGUACUACACGCGGCCUGAGACAUAGCUAACUACCUACAUAGGAAGGCUGUGAGAGCGUAUGACUGUGCUGCCUGGGGAGGGGAAGGGGAUUAUUCAAAGUCACACACGGUGGGAACCUCAAAUCAACAUAGCAUAUACGUUUGUGCAGCACGCCAGACUAAAUUUCCCACACCAGCUGGCAAAGCUGGCUUUCUUAUGUUUAUCCCCAUGUUUGCCUUUUUCGCUCGUCUUUUUUUUCUUUUCUUUUUUUUUUACUUCAUCCUUCCCAUGAAAUGAAGAGUCAAGUUUAUGGCGAAUACACGAUCUUUAAGGAAGAACAGCUUGCAUUUCCUUACCCAAGCCGUUACUCCUCCUUCGCCUUUUCGCUUCCGCCGCAUUUUGAUCACAGCUACAAGACUCCCUGAUUUUCAACAUGGCUCCGGAUACUAGCACGUUGAUAUACAUUUUCAACCAUAUCUUCCUACCACCCAAGCUGCCGCAGCGCGAGGACUACAGCUCACGAUGCGAAACGUCCCUGCUAUCUGUUACGAUAGACGGGCUAAUCGCGUGGAGGAACUGUACCGAAUCUGCUUGUCAUGGUCAAGCCGACGCAGCCAUAUCCACAAUACGUAAUAUGCUGCAGGCUUACUCGGCAGUGGAUGGCUCUCUGAACGAGAAUGAAGUCCUACGGUUGCUCACAGAGCUCACCGAGGGUAAGUAUCUUGUGUCAAUUGCGAUGUUCGCUAGUUAACGGAAAAUAGAUGCUGCUAUACCUCUUUAUGUUCGGCAGCAAAAUGCAGGAGUUCUCAUCAGCAGAGCGAAGAACCAGGUGUUUUUCGAAGUUUUCGAAGUCUCCCCUACUGAUGAGGCAAUAAUGGCCACAAAAGGCAGACUCAGGCGCUCGUUUCCGGGAGCCGCUGUAGUUCUUGACAAAUCUAAAUUUCAGAAUCGUCAGUUCCAAGAGACAGUUGAAAUAGUACAGUGUAAAUAGUACUGUAGGUGGGGAAAUACUGUAUAUUGCAUUAAGGAACUAAGUCUAGGUACUAUAGGUUAGGGUGGUACAUUUGUUUAUAUAGUAAAGUAUGUGUGGGUCGAAGUACCAGCUAUUAGGAUUAUCCAUCCCUGCCUUCCUAAUUCUAAUACUCUUAUUCGAA